CUUCUCCGUCUGCUAUUCUAGGGUUUGUGCUGAUCCAAGCUUGCUCAGAGGAUUCGCCGCCGCAGCUACGUGCUCAGAAGCCCCCAACAGCCACCAUGGGUCGUAUGCACAGUCGAGGUAAGGGUAUUUCUUCUUCAGCAAUUCCAUACAAGAGGACUCCACCCAGUUGGUUGAAGAUCUCUUCCCAGGAUGUUGAUGACAAUAUCUGCAAAUUUGCAAAGAAGGGUCUUACACCUUCCCAAAUUGGUGUUAUUCUUCGUGAUUCUCAUGGAAUUGCUCAGGUUAAGAGUGUGACUGGUAGUAAAAUCUUGCGGAUUCUCAAGGCCCAUGGACUGGCUCCUGAGAUUCCUGAGGACCUUUACCACCUCAUCAAGAAAGCUGUUGCAAUCCGGAAGCAUCUGGAGAGGAACAGGAAGGAUAAGGAUUCUAAGUUCAGAUUGAUUCUUGUUGAGAGCAGAAUACACAGACUUGCCCGCUACUAUAAGAAGACAAAGAAGCUUCCACCUGUCUGGAAGUACGAAUCCACCACCGCCAGCACUCUUGUUGCCUGAGAAGAAUUUUGCAUUUGGAUGUUAUUUUUAAUCUUAUGAAAAUGUCUGGAUUUGAUUCAAGAAUGUAGCUUGUUCUGUACUUUGUUAAAUGUUUUGUCAAAGACCUAUUGCACCAUUUUGGCCUUCCAGUCUUGAGUUCUUUUCAUCUUAAAUGUCUUUUGUAAGUUCUUUCACUUCAGCAUUAUCACUUGACAA
Molecule: messenger RNA, 746 nt
Organism: Ipomoea nil (Japanese morning glory)
Lineage: Eukaryota; Viridiplantae; Streptophyta; Magnoliopsida; Solanales; Convolvulaceae
Product: 40S ribosomal protein S13
Exons: 5
Coding region: 96-551 (151 amino acids)
Biological process (GO): translation
Cellular component (GO): cytosolic small ribosomal subunit; ribosome; nucleolus
Molecular function (GO): structural constituent of ribosome; small ribosomal subunit rRNA binding
Source: RefSeq, a predicted model, not a curated record